Messenger RNA from Physella acuta, 5555 nucleotides. Its product is annotated as DDB1- and CUL4-associated factor 1. Lineage: Eukaryota; Metazoa; Mollusca; Gastropoda; Physidae. Gene Ontology annotation, cellular component: nucleus; Cul4-RING E3 ubiquitin ligase complex. The record is from RefSeq and is a predicted model, not a curated record. Gene Ontology annotation, biological process: protein ubiquitination. Gene Ontology annotation, molecular function: protein binding.
CCUAACAUUUUUUGUAAAUCUGGCACGGACUAUUUGAAAACAAAUAUGGCCGCUUUCUGCAGAUAAUCAUAUUGAUGGUUUUUCUGUCUUCGCACUUAAUUCUAUUUUCCAAAGUUAGCAUAGGCUGAAAUUAUAAAAAACACAGAGCUGAAACUGGCUGAAAACAAUCAAGAUUCAGCCACUCCAAUGGCUAACCAGGGUUCAGGGCCAGACAAUAUGGCCAAGUUCCAAACAGCCUUAGAUGAAUGGAAUAAUAGGAACAGUGGGGCAGGCACCUUUGAUCCUGUACCAUGUUUGAACAAGUUAUCUGAACUGUUGGAACAAGAAACAGAAGAGUUUUAUAAAAUGGACCCGGAUCCACUUGACGAUAGACCACCAGGUCGUCAGAUAGCAGCAUGUGGUCUUGGGCAGAUGAUGAAAGUUAUUUUCAAGAAUGAUGAUUUCAUGAACACGAUUGUUGGGACAUACAUUCUACGAGGAAGGUUUGAAGACGGAGGGGUACUGUUUACAGCAGCAUGCAGAGUAUUGUUAAAUCUUUUACCUGGUUUGGAAACAAGUGUUCCUUUUAGAGAGACAGAAGGAGUAGUGGAAAGGCUCUAUUACUGGGCUGAGUUUGCAGAAGAACCUCUGAGGUCUUAUGCUACAGGUUUACUGAGUGGAGCUAUGGAACUGAAUGAUGUUGCAGUGAAGUUUAGGGAGGAGAGUUUGCAUUUGGUUCCGAUUAUGUUAGAUCGACUUCAUGCACUUAUUAAACAAGAGAAAGAACAGAAAGAGCAAGAAGGAAAUGGUCCUAGUACUGACUCUGCUGAUGGAGAAAAUAAAGAUCCGGGAAAACGCUACUUUUCUCUGGUGUCAAGUGAUGGAUCAAAAUCACCAGUUUCAUCCAUUAAAGGUUCCAGUACGCCGCCAUCUUCAGACAGGGGAGACUAUAGAGGCAGUCUUAAAAGGGCUUUGUCUCCCAGUCACAGCAGGGGUGACUUCUAUCCUUUUAAAAAGUUGAGAUCUAACUCAGAGGGAUCCUCAUUUUUUGAGAAUGAUCAUAGCAAUAGCAGUUGGGCAGAAAUGAGACCACUUGUAAUUGGGUCUUAUUCGUUGGUGCCUCUUACUAUACCUAUGAAGCAACGACUAAUUCUGCAGUAUCUUACUCCCCUGGGAGAUUAUCAUGAACUUCUCAGCCCAAUUCUUGAACACAAUGCCAUGACUCUGAUUUUUCAUUACAUCAACUUAAAUGAAAAUAAAGAUAUAAGGCUUGCAUUUGAUGCCCUGAGGUUUCUGUCAGUCAUCCUGUGCCACAAGAAAUUUGCAGCUGAGUUCAUAACCAAGGGAGGAGUACAAAAGCUGCUGGAAAUACACAGACCAUCUAUAGCUGCGACUGGUGUCUCACUCUGUUUUUACUACAUAACUUACUUUGAGGAUGCCACAGAAAGGAUGUGCAUGCUACCUGAGAGUGUACUAUCCGAUGUUGUCUCAUAUAAUCUCUGGUUGAUGGAGUGCUCUCAUGAUUCAAGUCGAUGCCAUGCCUGUCUCUUCUUUUCUCAGUCAUUUCCGUACAAAAUCAUCCUCAAUCUGUUUGACCAGAAGGAUGGCCUGAGACGCCUAAUUAAUGUUAUCAGUACUCUAAGUCUCUUAAACACUGAUGGCCAAGGCAAUGAGACAGAUGAUGAACUUCAUCAAAUGCGACAAGCUGCCCGUCUUGUUUGUGAUGCACUGCGCAAGUACUUUGAAGUACAUAUUACACUGAAGGCUGAUGAAUUGCGAUGCCUUCAUCAUCAUGAUGGCAGCAACUCAUCUUUGAAGGAAAGCAAGUCUGUCAAAGGCAGUAAAUUUACAAUGGAAGAAAACAUGGAUAUCCUUCUUGAGUAUCUUCCCCCAAAAUCUAACUGGCUACCAGAGAUCAAUAUCCACAAGCUUUCUGGGCUCAACAUUCUCUGUCAACUUAUUGCUCUAUCACCAGAGUGGGAUGUGUAUCAAGGAAAGAGUGAAACUCUAGUAGCAGCUUUAGAUGUUCUAGCCAUGUGUUCUGUCUCUCACAGAACACAAAUGCUGUUGUGUGGUAAUGUUGAUCUGCCAGAUCACAUGACUUCACCAAUACUAAGUGUGAUAAUUGGGUUGAUUGAGGGAGAAGUGAUAAAUGAUCCAGAGAUCACCAAAGCUGCUUUAAGAGUGCUGGUCAACUGUGUGUGUGGACCUGUUGAAAGAUUUGGAAGUGGUGUUGUCCGAUACCACGGCAACCGUAAGAAAGCUCAUGGUGAUGAUGAUAUUCUCUCAUGGAUGUGGCAUAAUAUUCGUACCAACAAUGGAAUUAUGGUUUUGUUGAAAACCUUGAAUGUCAAGACACCUCUGAUAGAUGCAGACCAGUUGAGGAUGCUUGCUUGCAAAGCUCUAGUGGGCAUGGCAAGAUCAGAGACAAUCAGGCAAAUUAUUGGAAAACUGCCUCCAUUAAAUAAUGGACAUUUACAAAGCUUAAUGAAGGAGCCAGUGCUGUCUGACAGGCGCCAUAUCCAUCACCAGUUCUGUAGAUAUGCCUCAACACUUUUAGAGAAAAUUGCUGGUAGACAAGCCAAUGUUUUAGGGGCUUCCACCUUAGAAGAGAUUAGAAAAGCUGGUGUUGUUGCACAAACAAAAAUUGUAUACCAGGAAAAAGAACUACUGCAGCUUAUUCAUGAGCAUCUUUCAUCUAAAGGUCUUCACGAAGCAGCAUCAGCUUUACAAAAAGAAGCAAAUCUUCCUCGUUGUUCCACACCUCCACCACAUCAUGCCACUGGCCUGCAUUUAUAUUCACCAAAUACUCCGAAAAUUGGUAGGCAGCUUAGUCACCCAACUUCUUCUAAUUUGGUUAGUCAAACUAAUAGAGAAAUAUUUUCAACCCCAACUACAGCAUUAUCAAACUCAGUGGCUGCAGAAAAAGCACUGACCCCAGUUGUUGGCCCAUCUACCUCAGCGAUAAAAACUCCAGGUCCAUCUGCAACAACGUCGGCCUGUAGCACACCAGGUCCCAUGAAGUUUACACUAAGCAAAACACCUUCAUCACAUCAACCUACUCCGCUUCAGAAAUCUAAAAGACGAUUCUUGAAAGAAAGAGAAGGGUUUAGUGUACCAGCAGUGAAUUCAGGGAGAUUGAAAGGCAAACAGGCUAGUGAUUAUGAUGUGUCCCUGGAUAAAAUUGUCACAGAAUAUUUACGGAAACAACACGCCCUCUGUCCCCAGCCAAUUUCCACUUGCCCUACCAUGUCUUUAUUUAUGCCCCACAGAUGUCCAGAACCCUUAGGCAAAACAAGUGCUGCAUUCUCUAUAACAUCCAGACUGUUUGACAGACAGAUCAAACCACCUUUUGGAGGCUCAAAGGGGCAGUUCCUUGACAGGAGGUUUAUUCACAGCAAACUUUGUCCUUUGACAAGCUUUAGAGAUGGAAGUGAGGACGGACUUGCAUGCUGUGCUUUUGAUUGUGGUGCAGAUAACAUAUUCAUUGGUUCAUUUUCUGGGGAUCUGAAAGUCAUGAAUAUUGCCUCCAGUGGUACUGACUUUUAUAGCACUGUGUGUCAUUCAUCUCCAAUUAUUCAUAUAACUACUUCUAAAGUGAACCCAGAUAUUCUGUUCACAAGUACUUGGGGUGCGUCACAAAACUGUGCCCUCUGGGGAUUCAGUCGUAACAACCCUGAUGUUACUUUAAAAUACCGGUUUGAUGAACACACUGCCAAUUUGGCCAAUCUGAAUGCAGAUCGUUUCAUAGCUACUAAAGAAAUGGUGGCUAAAAUUUAUGACACUUCAACAGGAUCAGUAGUUCAGACAUUUUAUGAUGAAAGUAAAGCAAAUAAUUAUAAAUACAAUGAGGCCACAUUUAACCCCACUGAUGACAUGGUGCUCAAUGAUGGCAAUCUUUGGGAUGUUCGCUCUGGAAAAAUGAUUUACAAAUUUGACAAGUUCAACCAGUAUACCAGUGGUUGCUUUCAUCCGCGAGGUCUUGAAGUUGUCAUAAAUUCUGAAAUUUGGGAUAUUAGGACUUUUCGUCUCAUUCAUACUGUACCAGCCUUGGAUCAGUGUCAGAUUAUAUUUAACCACAAUGGAGAUGUUAUUUAUGCUAUUAGAGUGGAUGAUGAAAACUCUGGGGACAUGUUGACAAGAAGAGAUUAUUCUUCAACUUUACGAACAUUUGAUGCCAUUGACUACAGUAAUAUGGGUACUUUUGAUCUGAAAACAAAUAGCAUUUUUGAUUUUGCUAUAGACAGAAAUGAUCUUCUAAUUGGUGUAAUAGAGAAUACUUCACACAGUGAAACUGAAUCAGAAGAAGCAUUCUGUCGUAUUUAUGAGCUGGGCAAGAACAGAGAGCCGGAAGAUCAGGUGGAAGAUGAUGAUGAUAAUGCCCAAAAUGAUGACCAAGACGACUAUGAUGAUGAAGAUGAUGACGAUGAUCCCGACCAAGAUGAUGAAGAUUCAGUUUUAGAAUUUGUGGAUGCUUCUUCAGAUCCCGGAUCAGAUACCAGUGAUGAUGGAGAUGAAAUCCAUGAAGAAAAUGGAAUGGAAGUUGUGGAGCUGAGCCCUGGUAGCAGUGAUGACAAUGCCGGUGAUGAUGACGAUGAUGACGACGACCCCGGGGAACUUGAUGAUUUAUUAUUUGAACUUGUCUGAUUGAUUUGAAAUUAGUCAACAUUUUUAUAAUGCAACCCAUUUCCAGUGUCAAAAAUAAAUAGGUGUUUAGGAACCAAAACAAAAAAUAUUUCAUACAAAUUUUUGUAUAAGGGGGAAAAAUAUUUGUUCCCCUUGCACUUGCUUUAGAAUAAGUAAUACAAUAUAUUGCACAUUUGUUUUUAAAAUGUAAACUCACUGCAAAACAUUAUCACAGUUGAUUGCCCUUCUCAUCCAAAGUAAUACUAAUACUACAUCUACUUUUUGACUAAAUUAAAUAUUGGCACUCUUCCUAAUUUUAUUUUCAAACACGCUUUACUUUAAAUAUAAUAAAUUGUAAAUACUGAUCUAAUUGUUAGCAUAAAUUGUACGUUAUUUAUCUGUGGUCUUAUUUGUUGAGAUUGCAUAAAGGAGUGAAUAAAAUACCAAUGUGAAAAAUAAUUCAGCAUUUAAAAAAAAAAACACUCAGGCUGUCUUGUAAGAGCUGUUAUAAUAGCUUAUACACUGAAAAUUAACUAUAGAAAAUUAUCCCUGUAAUCUGUGUUAUGUGGGCAUGUUAAUUGUAUCUACUUGUGCUGUUCUUGUCAACAUGUAUAUUUACCUCAUUGCUCACUGCUGGGAAGGAAUUGUCUAAUGUUUUUAGUAAUUAAAUUAACUUUUAGGUCAUCAAAUCACUUUCAGAACGAUACAAGUUUGUCUCCCAAGUAGUUUAAAUACUUGAAUUAUAGCAAAAGUAUGUUUUAGUGGUAAUUAGUUCAAAACUGCAGUUUACAUGAUGCAACCCUGAACCAUUGAUGUAAAACAUUUUUUUUUCUGUAACUUCAGCGAUGCAUUUUAAUUGAAAAAUAUAAUGCCAAAACUUGCUGUGUGAAUUGUGAAGAUCUAAAAUAUGAUUGGCAAUAUUUUUUGAGAAAUAAAGUAUUUUAAUUUAA